Macadamia integrifolia is the source of this 1144-nucleotide messenger RNA. RefSeq names its product anaphase-promoting complex subunit 10. The transcript is spliced from 6 exons. Gene Ontology annotation, cellular component: anaphase-promoting complex. Gene Ontology annotation, biological process: protein K11-linked ubiquitination; anaphase-promoting complex-dependent catabolic process. The record is from RefSeq and is a predicted model, not a curated record. The coding region runs from base 263 to 841 and encodes 192 amino acids. NCBI's taxonomy places the organism in Eukaryota, Viridiplantae, Streptophyta, Magnoliopsida, Proteales, Proteaceae.
UUCUGAGUUUUUCUAUUUUUGAAAUUUUCGAAGAGGGCGGAGAGGAGAGGAGAGGAGAGGAGAGGAGAGGAGAAGAGAGGAGCGGAGAAGUCAGAAGAAGUGGAGUCCCGUUGGAUAUACACUCCAGUCUCCAGUGUUUCAAUUUUUCAUUUUUGUUCUCUUCAUUCCCUUAUAAAUUGGUAAAAAUUUCUUUCGCCCCCUUUUAGAAAUUUCUUUGAUUGAGAUAAGGGGUGCGAAGGGAAAAGGAGGUCGAGGAGAGUGAAUGGCGACAGAGUCGUCGGAGGGAGAGGAGGAAGGGAAGCUGAUAGGAGGGAACCAGCAGCUGGUGGUGGACGAUGACCUCCGCGAGAUGGCUAAGAAGGCCGCUUGGAGCGUCAGCUCCUGCAAGCCCGGCAAUGGCGUCCAAUGCCUCCGUGACGACAACCUCGAUACCUACUGGCAAUCAGAUGGUGCGCAGCCUCAUUUAGUAAAUAUUCAGUUUCAGAAAAAAGUAAAGCUGCAACUAGUUGUCCUCUACGUGGAUUUCAAGCUUGAUGAGAGCUACACCCCCAGCAAAAUCUCUAUUCGGGCUGGUAAUGGCUUCCAUAACUUGAAGGAGAUAAAAACUGUGGAACUCGUAAAGCCAAUUGGUUGGGUAUAUGUAUCCCUAUCUGGAGCUGAUCCUCGAGAAGCAUUUAUCAACACUUUCAUGCUGCAAAUUGCUGUGUUGUCCAAUCACCUUAAUGGGAGGGAUACCCAUGUGCGCCAGAUCAAAAUUUAUGGGCCCCGUCCGAACCCUAUUCCUCACCAACCAUUUCAAUUCACUUCAAGGGAGUUCAUUACAUAUUCAUGCGUGAGAUGAGAACUAUGGGAUCAUAUGCUUACUGAGAUUAACUGGUACAGGAACAAGUGGCCAAAAGUUGAAAACAAUCAGUCCAGAUUACCUGAGAAUUGAGAGAUGAUUCUUCUACUUGUAUUAGAGAUCCAUAUUUACUUAUCCUGUUUUUCACUUGGUUUCACGUAGCUUGACCUAUUUUAUAGCUGUAAGAAUGGUCUAUUUCGUCUAAAAAUUCUCAUGAAGCCAGUUCUUUACAAUUGGCCAUACAUUUAAGAGAACAAUGUCAAUGUUUGGAGAAAAAAGCAUGAGUAGUGUUGUUGCUCUGUA